CUGCACCAUCCGCCACGAGACUCUCUCCGCAUGCGGAAGCAGCCGCCGCUGUAGUACCCACCAGUCCUUCAUGGUGCUGCUGGGUACCAACCUGCCGACAAGAGCUACGGCCUGCCGGAGGAGCUCCCUCUUCUCGUCCCCCAUUUGUAUAUGCAGUGCCCACCUAUGCACAACCCGAUGCAUCAAAUAGGUUCUGCGUACGGAUUCCUGUGCCAUGGGCUCGCCAUGAUGCUAGCCGUUGACGAGCUAGAGAAGCGGUGGGGCUCGCGAUGGCGCCUACAUAAAGAGAGGCAGCUCUUCUCCAUGCGGAAGGUCAUCAUAGACGAGGUUGUGCGGCUCGCCGGCUCUAGGGCAAUCAGCAGCACGGGCCAAGGACACCGACAAGGACGAGGUUCGCAUUGCGAUCAUAAACGCUAAAUAACGCUUUGGAGACCGCUGGGCGCUUCCUAGUGCCGCAAUGCAGCUGUCACUACAGAGUCACCAACACAACGUCAAGACGAUGUGUAGCAACUUCCGUUCUACGUUUGGUGACGACGAGAUCAACGCUCUUGGCAUAGACGAAAUGAAAUUCGAUACCGACUCUGGACAACUCCCUGAACCGAAACUGUACCAGGAUAUAAUGAUGACUCUCUAUUUUCAAGUCAAAGUCAUCCGAGUUGCUGAUGCAGACAUUGCCCAGCUCGAGGGUUUAUUUGGGCAGCUCUCUGUUACACCUAUUACCAGAAGCGUGACCGUGCCCACGAACCAGCUCGGGGGAGGAACUUCUACGUCGACAGAAACAGAAUCGUUGCGCAGAUGAACGGCCCCACCUGGAAGGCCAAGUCGCAGCAGGUGAUUGUGUUAAAGAGCAUGAUAUCCAAGUUGGAGGGGAUCUCGGGGACGGGGUCACGUACCAGCGGACGCGGGUUGGGGUGAACGAAUAGGCGACAUGAUGCACGAGGUAGUACGGGAUAUGAAGGCGGUAUUGGGCGACUUGCUAAUGGUGGGGGGAGACGAUUUCGGCACAGUGCCAGCUUCGAAUGGGCGCGGAUUGAGGACGACCACAGCGACGACAGGGUGGAUGAUUUACAUGUAUUGACUGGCAAGUCUGGCAGUCGCUUUUGAUUAUUCCA
This is a messenger RNA of Parathielavia appendiculata, 1112 nucleotides long. RefSeq lists its product as uncharacterized. The transcript has 2 exons. The record is from RefSeq and is a predicted model, not a curated record. The coding region runs from base 458 to 799 and encodes 113 amino acids. NCBI's taxonomy places the organism in Eukaryota, Fungi, Ascomycota, Sordariomycetes, Sordariales, Chaetomiaceae.